AUGGCUGGUGCACUUGUUGGUGGAGCUUUCCUCUCUGGCUUCAUUAACGUUGUCUUUGACAGGCUCCUUACAACUGAUGCUGUCAACUUGGUCUUGAGCAAGAAACUUGGUCCUGACUUGGUUGAAAGGCUGAAGACUGCUCUGUUGGGUGCUGAAGGACUUGUUGAUGAUGCUGAGAUGAAGCAGUUCAGUAAUCCAUCUGUGAGGAAGUGGCUCGAUAGUCUCCGCGAUGUUGUUUACUGUGCUGAGGACUUGCUGGAUGCUGUCCUCCUCAAAUCCACCACUCAAAAAAAUGCAAGUUCUUCCUGGUCCCUUAGCUUCUUCAGCAACCGAGAUAGAGAUGACAUAGUAGACAAGAUGGAAUGGGUGGUUAGAAGAAUUGAGAAUCUUAGAAAACAAAAAGAUUUCCUUGGUCUUGAAAAGAUUCCCACUGGUAGCUCAUCAUGGAGGACUCCAACCAAUUCUCUUGUGAGAGGGAAUGUGUAUGGCAGGGAGGAUGACAAGAAGGCCUUAAUCAAGAUGCUGAAUGACAACAAUGAGCAUCACCUGUCUGUGAUAGCUAUUGUUGGCAUAGGUGGGGUUGGUAAAACAACUUUAGCCCAAUGGCUGUACAACAAUCAGGAGGAGUUCAUGAAGGGAUUUGAUCUGAAAGCAUGGGUUUACGUUUCAGACAAGUUUGAAGUUGUUGAGACUACAAGGAAUGUCAUAAAGCAGCUCCAUGGAGGUACUUGUAGUAUCGAUGAUUUCAAUUCACUUCAAAAUGCUUUGAAAGAUGAAUUGUCCAAUAAGAAGUUCUUUCUUGUUCAUGAUGAUGUUUGGAGUGAUGAUGGUGACAAAUGGAGUAAUUUUAUGACCCCUUUCCAAUAUGGGAAGAAAGGUAGUAUUGUUCUUCUGACUACUCGCGGGAAAAAUGUUGCUCUAGCAGUUCAGAACUGUCGCCCUUAUUUUCUGAAAGGGUUGUCAGAAGACUAUUGUUGGUCAGUGUUUGCUAACAAUGCAUCUUUUUCAGAAUCAAAUGGGAGUGUAGCACUUGAAGAAAUAGGCAGAAAGAUUGUCAAGAAGUGUGAUGGCUUGCCAUUAGCUGCAGAAACACUUGGUUGCUUGUUACGUACAAAGCAUGAUGUUGAGGAAUAUUCCCUUUUUGCCCGAAAUUCCUCCUCCUUUAAUCAUUGA
Molecule: messenger RNA, 1173 nt
Organism: Arachis duranensis
Lineage: Eukaryota; Viridiplantae; Streptophyta; Magnoliopsida; Fabales; Fabaceae
Product: putative disease resistance RPP13-like protein 1
Exons: 1
Coding region: 1-1173 (390 amino acids)
Biological process (GO): defense response to other organism
Molecular function (GO): ADP binding
Source: RefSeq, a predicted model, not a curated record